AUGACCCAUCCCCCCGAUCUCCCUAGGUUACCACUAUAUUGUCCAUCUCGCCUUUCUCCCGGUUAUGCAUCGCUUUCAUCGUCUCCCGCCUGGCGCGAUGGCGUUGGCGGGUCUGGUGCACUUGCGCUAGGCCAAGUCUGGCCACACAGCGACCACUACGGCUCGGUCUCGCAGCAUUCCGAGCGGAGCACCGGUGCUGCGGAUCGAUCGGCGUUCAGCCCGGAGCCCCCGAAGCCCCCGGAGUCCCCCGAGUCCCCUGGCCCCGCCGCCCUCUCCCGACCUGGCCACUCCUCACUCACCAGUUUCAAAGACGGGUCAAAGACGGUCGCUCGACACGGUUAG
Messenger RNA from Trichosporon asahii var. asahii CBS 2479, 342 nucleotides. RefSeq lists its product as uncharacterized. The record is from RefSeq and is a predicted model, not a curated record. Lineage: Eukaryota; Fungi; Basidiomycota; Tremellomycetes; Trichosporonales; Trichosporonaceae. The transcript has a single exon. Bases 1 to 342 code for a protein of 113 amino acids.